Molecule: messenger RNA, 7201 nt
Organism: Coregonus sp. 'balchen'
Lineage: Eukaryota; Metazoa; Chordata; Actinopteri; Salmoniformes; Salmonidae
Source: the annotation of a GenBank genome assembly
AUGGUGAAGGGAAUGGGCAGGCUUGUGGAUCUGGUUUCCAGAGCUGGAUCCAAGGUGGUCGUCACCAUGGGGCACUCAGCUAAGGUAAGAGGUGAUGACCUAAUAGUUUGUGUGUGUGUUAGUGAUUUCUGUGUUAGUUUGUCAGAGUGUGUCAAAUUAAUUCAUAUCAAUAUGAAUUAAAUCCUUCUUUCCCCAUUGCCAGCUGAGCCUUCAACAACACCAGGUCGCGGACAACACACCAUACUACCAAGUGACUAUUUGCUUUUGCACAAAUAGUACUGUACUAUUUUAGAUGUCUCUCUCUAGUUAUUUAUGUUUCGUGGUAUUGUGUUGUAGUGUUGCAUGACCAACUCAUCUCUCAUGCCAUCCAGUGUUGUAUUUAGCUAAAUCAAAACAGAUCCUUCUUUAAUGUUUUUCAUUUUUAAGGAUUUGUUGUUGACGGUUCAUAAAUCGCACUGAAAUGUAUUAUUUUCGCUCCAAUUCAAAUACAGUGCAUUCAGAAAGUAUUCAGACCCCUUGACUUUUUCCACUUUGUCACUUUACAGCCUUAUUCUAAAAUGGUUUAAAUUGUUUUUCCCCCCCGACCAAUUUACACACAAUUACCCAUAAUGACAAAGCGUUUGUAGAAAUGUUAGCAAAUUAAAUAUACAUUUUUAAAAACUGAAAUAUCACAUUUACAUAAAUAUUCAGACCCUUUACUCAGUACUUUGUUGAAGCACCUUUGGCAGCGAUUACAGCCUCAAGUCUUCUUGGGUAUGACGCUACAAGCUUGGCACACCUGUAUUUGGGGAGUUUCUCCCAUUCUUUGCAGAUCCUCUUAAGCUCCGUCAGGUUGGAUGGGGAGCAUCGCUGCACAGCUAUUUUCAGGUCUCUCCAGAGAUGUUCGAUCGGGUUCAAGUCCGGGCUCUGGCUGGGCCACUCAAGGACAUUCAGAGACUUGUCCUGAAGCCACUUCUGCGUUGUCUUGGCUGUGUGCUUCGGGUUGUUGUCCUAUUGUAAGGUGAACCUUCGCUCCAGUCUGAGGUCCUGAGCGCUCUGGAGCAGGUUUUCAUCAAGGAUCUCUCUGUACUUUGCUCCGUUCAGUCUCCCAGUCCCUGCCGCUGAAAAACAUCCCCACAGCAUGAUGCUGCCACCACCAUGCUUCACCGUAGGGAUGGUGCCAGGAUUCCUCCAGACGUGACGCUUGGCAUUCAGGCCACAGAGUUCAAUCUUAGUUUCAUCAGACCACAGAAUCUUGUUUCUCAUGGUCUGAGAGUCCUUUAGGUGCCUUUUGGCAAACUCCAAGGGGACUGUUAUGCGCCUUUUACUGAAGAGUGGCUUCCGUCUGGCCACAAUAAAGGCCUGAUUGGUGGAGUGCUGCAGAGAUAGUUGUCCUUCUGGAAGGUUCUCCCAUCUCCACAGAGGAACUCUAGAGCUCUGUCAGAGUGACCAUCGGGUUCUUGGUCACCUCCCUGCCAAAGGCCCUUCUCCCCCAAUUGCUCAGUUUGGCCGGGCGGCCAGCUCUAGGAAGUGGUUCCAAACUUCUCUCAUUUAAGAAUUAUGGAGGCCACUGUGUUAUUGGGGACCUUCAAUGCUGCAGACAUUUUUUGGUACCCUUCCCCAGAUCUGUGCUUUGACACAAUCCUGACUUGAACCUGUAAGGACAAUUCCUUCGACCUCAUGGCUUGGUUUUUGCUCUGACAUGCACUGUCAACUGUGGGAUCUUAUAUAGACAGCUGUGUGCAUUUACAAAUCAUGUCCAAUCAAUUGAAUUUACCACAGGUGGACUCCAAUCAAGUUGUAGAAACAUCUCAAGGAUGAUCAACGGAAACAGGAUGCACCGGAGCUCAAUUUCAAGUCUCAUAGCAAAGGGUCUGAAUACUUAUGUAAAUAAGAUAUUUUUAUUAUCAUUUAUUUUAUACGUCUGCAAAAAUUUCUAAAAACCUGUUUUCACUUUGUCCUUAUGGGGGUAUUGUGUGUAGAUUGAUGAGGGAAAAACUAUUUAAUCCAUUUUAUAAUAAGGCUGUAACGAAACAAAAUGUGGAAAAAGUCAAGGUGUCUGAAAACUUUCCGAUAAUGUAUCUAUUAUUGUACAGUAUAAUAAUUUGUUCUAGUAAUUAUUAUUUAAUGCAAACAAUACCAGCAGUUGCGAAAUAACAAGAGAGCCAUGAUAAAGCAAGUUUUGAUCAGUCAUGGAAAUAAGUGUUGAAAACAAAUUGGCUCAAUAUUUAAAAGAUGAAGAACAAGUUAUGAAAAAUACUGGAGUUUUGGUGUAGAUACAGACUAGCGCCGAUAUGUAACUGUAUAAUAUCCGAUAUGUAACUGUAUCUAUUCCCCCCCUCCUGUACAUACCGCCCCCCCUCCUGUACAUACCGCCCCCCCCCCCCCCUCCUGUACAUCCCCCCCCCCCUCCCCUCCCCUCCUGUACAUACCGCCCCCCCCCCUCCCCUCCUGUACAUACCCCCCUCCUGUACAUACCACGUCCCCCCCCCUGUACAUACCCCCCCCCCCCCCCUGUACAUACCGCGUCCCCCCCCCCCUGUACAUACCGCCCCCCCCCCCUCCUGUACAUACCGCCCCCCCCCCUCCUGUACAUACCGCCCCCCCCCCCCCCCCUCCUGUACAUACCCAUUACAUUUACAUUUUUACAUUUUUAGUCAUUUAGCAGACGCUCUUAUCCAGAGCGACUUACAGGAGCAAUUAGGGUUAAGUGCCUUGCUCAAGGGCACAUCGACAGAUUGUUCACCUAGUCGGCUCGGGGAUUAGAACCAGCGACCUUUCGGUUACUGGCACAACGCUCUUAACCACUAAGCUACCUGCCUACCCCCCCCCCCCCCCCCCCCUUGUACAUACCCCCCCCCCCCCCCUGUACAUACCGCCCCCCCCCCCCCCCCCUUGUACAUACCGCCCCCCCCCCCUCCUGUACAUACCGCGUCCCCCCCCCCCCCUCCUGUACAUACCGCCCCCCCCCCCCCUCCUGUACAUACCGCGUCCCCCCCCCCCCUCCUAUACAUACCGCGUUGUGUCCGAAGAACUCACAGUAGCAGCAGUCACAGUACUUCCCAUCCUUCUGGUUGUUUGAUGAGGAAGCACAGGAGCUCCUCUCAGAACUAGAGUCCUCAUCCUCUCCCUCGUCCAGCUCCGACGGGGGGUGACACAACCCCCCCGCCCCGUUAGACAGCUUGUGUCCUUUACACGCCUGGUCCCUGUAGCAUGGAGACAGGAUGGGGAGAACAGGUAGCACAGACAGAUGGACAGACAGGAUGGGGACAACAGGUAGCACAGACAGAUGAACAGACAGUGGACACAGGAUGGGGACAACAGGUAGCACAGACAGAUGGACAGACAGUGGACACAGGAUGGGGACAACAGGUAGCACAGACAGAUGGACAGACAGUGACAGAGAGAAACCAUGUGAUGACAGACAGAACCACGAUCAUGUCCUAUCACUACUUGAUUUCAUCUGAAAGUAUGUCUGUGUUCCAGUAUCUCAUGCAAAUUUGAGUCCUGGCACGUUAGCGUGAAAUGCGGCUGAAAUCUACAACUGAAUUAAAACAAUGUCACUGCAUUUGGCAUACUCCCAAAAAAAUAAACAGUAAGUGCUUAUCAAUUUAACCUGCUAAAUAGUUUGGACAUUUGGAGUACUUGUAUUCGAUUAUUAGCAAUCAAAUACAAACCUUGACUUGAGUACUUGCGCCAUCCCUACUAGAUUCUAUAAUAAAACUCUCGUUUACUGCACAUUCCAUGAAACCAUCAAACUAUCUACUGAACACUACUGUAGAAACAUCAAACUAUCUACGGAACACUACUGUAGAAACAUCAAACUAUCUACGGAACACUACUGUAGAAACAUCAAACUAUCUACGGAACACUACUGUAGAACCAUCAAACUAUCUACGGAACACUACUGUAGAAACAUCAAACUAUCUACUGAACACUACUGUAGAAACAUCAAACUAUCUACCACUACUGUAGAAACAUCAAACUAUCUACGGAACACUACUGUAGAAACAUCAAACUAUCUACGGAACACUACUGUAGAAACAUCAAACUAUCAAUGGAACACUACUGUAGAAACAUCAAACUAUCUACGGAACACUACUGUAGAAACAUCAAACUAUCUACGGAACACUACUGUAGAAACAUCAAACUAUCUACGGAGCACUACUGUAGAAACAUCAAACUAUCAAUGGAACACUACUGUAGAAACAUCAAACUAGACCUGUCUCAUCACUAGAUAGACCCGUCUCAUCACUAGAUAGACCCGUCUCAUCACUAGACAGACCCGUCUCAUCACUAGACAGACCCGUCUCAUCACUAGACAGACCCGUCUCAUCACUAGACAGACCCGUCUCAUCACUAGAUAGACCCGUCUCAUCACUAGAUAGACCCGUCUCAUCACUAGAUAGACCCGUCUCAUCACUAGAUAGACCCGUCUCAUCACUAGACACCCGUCUCAUCACUAGACAGACCCGUCUCAUCACUAGACAGACCCGUCUCAUCACUAGACAGACCCGUCUCAUCACUAGACAGACCCGUCUCAUCACUAGACAGACCCGUCUCAUCACUAGACAGACCCGUCUCAUCACUAGACAGACCAGUCUCAUCACUAGACAGACCCGUCUCAUCACUAGACAGACCCGUCUCAUCACUAGACAGACCCGUCUCAUCACUAGACAGACCCGUCUCAUCACUAGACAGACCCGUCUCAUCACUAGACAGACCCGUCUCAUCACUAGAUAGACCCGUCUCAUCACUAGACAGACCCGUCUCAUCACUAGACAGACCCGUCUCAUCACUAGACGACCCGUCUCAUCACUAGAUAGACCCGUCUCAUCACUAGAUAGACCCGUCUCAUCACUAGAUAGACCCGUCUCAUCACUAGAUAGACCCGUCUCAUCACUAGAUAGACCCGUCUCAUCACAGAUAUACCGUCUCAUCACUAGACAGACCCGUCUCAUCACUAGACAGACCCGUCUCAUCACUAGACAGACCCGUCUCAUCACUAGACAGACCCGUCUCAUCACUAGACAGACCCGUCUCAUCACUAGACAGACCCGUCUCAUCACUAGACAGACCCGUCUCAUCACUAGACAGACCCGUCUCAUCACUAGACAGACCCGUCUCAUCACUAGACAGACCCGUCUCAUCACUAGACAGACCCGUCUCAUCAUCACUAGACAGACCCGUCAUCAUAACGACCUUCAUCACUAGACAGACCCGUCUCAUCACUAGACUAGACCCGUCUCAUCACUAGACAGACCCGUCUCAUCACUAGACAGACCCGUCUCAUCACUAGAUAGACCCGUCUCAUCACUAGACAGACCCGUCUCAUCACUAGAUAGACCCGUCUCAUCACUAGAUAGACCCGUCUCAUCACUAGAUAGACCCGUCUUCACUAAAACCUCCAUCACUAGAAGACCCGUCUCAUCACUAGAUAGACCCGUCUCAUCACUAGAUAGACCGUCUCACAUCACUAGAUAGACCCGUCUCAUCACUAGAUAGACCGUCUCAUCACUAGAUAGACCUCGUCUCAUCACUAGAUAGACCCGUCUCAUCACUAGAAGACCCGUCUCAUCACUAGAAGACCCGUCUCAUCACUAGAUAGACCCGUCUCAUCACUAGACAGACCCGUCUCAUCACUAGAAGACCCGUCUCAUCACUAGAUAGACCCGUCUCAUCACUAGAAGACCCGUCUCAUCACUAGAUAGACCCGUCUCAUCACUAGAUAGACCCGUCUCAUCACUAGAUAGACCCGUCUCAUCACUAGAUAGACCCGUCUCAUCACUAGAUAGACCCGUCUCAUCACUAGAUAGACCGUCUCAUCACUAGAUAGACCCGUCUCAUCACUAGAUAGACCCGUCUCAUCACUAGAUAGACCGUCUCAUCACUAGAUAGACCCGUCUCAUCACUAGAUAGACCCGUCUCAUCACUAGAUAGACCCGUCUCAUCACUAGAUAGACCCGUCUCAUCACUAGAUAGACCCGUCUCAUCACUAGAUAGACCCGUCUCAUCACUAGAUAGACCCGUCUCAUCACUAGAUAGACCCGUCUCAAUCACAUAGAUAGACCCGUCUCAUCACUAGAUAGACCCGUCUCAUCACUAGAUAGACCCGUCUCAUCACUAGAUAGACCCGUCUCAUCACUAGAUAGACCCGUCUCAUCACUAGAUAGACCCGUCUCAUCACUAGAUAGACCCGUCUCAUCACUAGAUAGACCCGUCUCAUCACUAGAUAGACCCGUCUCAUCACUAGAUAGACCCGUCUCAUCACUAGAUAGACCCGUCUCAUCACUAGAUAAACCCGUCUCAUCACUAGAUAGACCCGUCUCAUCACUAGAUAGACCCGUCUCAUCACUAGAUAGACCCGUCUCAUCACUAGAUAGACCCGUCUCAUCACUAGAUAGACCCGUCUCAUCACUAGAUAGACCCGUCUCAUCACUAGAUAGACCCGUCUCAUCACUAGACAGACCCGUCUCAUCACUAGAUAGACCCGUCUCAUCACUAGAUAGACCCGUCUCAUCACUAGACAGACCCGUCUCAUCACUAGAUAGACCCGUCUCAUCACUAGAUAGACCCGUCUCAUCACUAGAUAGACCCGUCUCAUCACUAGAUAGACCCGUCUCAUCACUAGAUAGACCCGUCUCAUCACUAGAUAGACCUGUCUCAUCACUAGAUAGACCCGUCUCAUCACUAGAUAGACCUGUCUCAUCACUAGAUAGACCUGUCUCAUCACUACAUGUUAUGAACCUACAUUGUUCUUCUCCAUCAGAUUCCUGUGAAACUAUCUACCAAACUACCAACCUGCAGGCGCCAGCGGUCAGGUGUUGCCCAGCGCUCAGGUGUUGCCCAGCGGUCAGGUGUUGCCCAGCGGUCAGGUGUUGCCCAGCGGUCAGGUGUUGCCCAGCGGUCAGGUGUCCCACGUUGGAAGAGGGCAGUGCCCCCCCACUGUGGCCGUUGCAGGGGUGAUUACAGCCCAUCAGGGAGGGGCCCAGUUUGCUGUGCUGACCGUUCACAGGAGGAAUGUGUGAGUUCUUACAUGCCAAGGGCUUAUGGAGGGCCCCUGUUGGGCAUUCAGGGCCACCCAGGGUCCCCAGCUUGGCCCCUGCCGGGGGGCCGUGGAGGUUUGGUACCAGCGGGGAGAAGGGAGCGGGAGCAGCUAGACUGGGAGAGGAGGAGGAUGAGGAGACAUGGCCGUGCUGCUGCCCUCCUGAGCUCUGCUUGA